Saccoglossus kowalevskii is the source of this 1332-nucleotide messenger RNA. Its product is annotated as B-cell receptor CD22-like. NCBI's taxonomy places the organism in Eukaryota, Metazoa, Hemichordata, Enteropneusta, Harrimaniidae. The record is from RefSeq and is a predicted model, not a curated record.
AUGAAAUGUAGAUUGAAUGAAACUCGAGUUGGUUCUGUAGUUUGGGAGAAAGACACUACAAUCAUUGCGAUAAACAAGAUAAUAGAAAAUGGAUUUGUGAGCAAAUACAACAUAGCGGACGGUGACCUAAAUUAUGAUUUGCACGUUUAUAAUAUUGGAUUGGAUGACGAAGGUGUUUACGAAUGUAAACAUUCAAGACAAUCACCGAAUGCAGAUGCUAACCCGAUGGCAACAAUACAAUGGGAUAAUACAGCUUGGAAGAAUACUAGCAGUGAUGCUGAUCUUAUACUUGUUGAUGUUGAAAGAAGUGAUGAAGGCACGUAUACAUGCCGUGCUACCAAUUUAUUAUAUAACAACGAACCACGUAAUGAUUCUAAGGCUGUGUUUCUCAGCGUUGAAUUUAAACCAGAACUUACAGCGGUCAUAUCAGGCGAGGCAAGUGAAAGAGGAGAUAUUAUAGAAGGCAGCAGUAUGAAUAUACUUUGUCUCGUGAGGGAGUCGAAUCCUUCUGCUGAAAGUGUUCACUGGCUAACAUUGUCAUCUGAUACUGAAUGGUUGAACUUUACUGAUGUAAAACGUGAUCAAGACAGAAAUUAUUCAUGUGAAGCGAGAAAUACAUUUUGGAACAAAGAAAACGGCAUCGGCAGUGUUUCCAUCGCUGUCAAUGUUCAGUAUAUUCCGGUGAUCACAUUUAGUGAUUUGAGAGAACGGAUGUUAGUUGAAGGACGUAAUUUCUCUUCAAUAUGCAACGUUAGUGCAAAUCCACCUGCUGAUGUAGAGUGGAAAUACAACGAACAAACCGUCGGAAGCAGUGACCUAUUAGAACUUAGUAAUGUUAAUCGAACAAUGAGUGGAGAAUAUAUAUGCCAUGCAAGUAAUGUAUUCUGGAAUGGAAGUCAUGGAUUGGAUACUGACACUAUAAAUCUAGAUGUGCAGUACCCACCUACUGUGGUGAUAUCACUGCUAACAGUCUAUGAAGUUGGCGACAAUGUAACUCUUAAUUGUAGUGUCGUGGACGCCAAUCCGAUAACAGACAACAUAACGUGGUACAGAAAUGGUCAAGUUGUUCAUUAUUCAGCAAUGUAUACACUGAACAAUAUAACACGUGACGAUAAAGGCGAAUAUGAAUGCAGAGCAACAAAUAUAUAUUUCGAUGAUAGUAUGGGAAUGGGAAAUGACACAACAACUUUAAUUGUUCAUCAUAAACCUAAAGUAGAUAUUUCCAAUCACAAAGAUGGUAAAGUUAUAGAGGGUGAAGAUUACACAGCAACAUGUUCAGCAGAUGCUGAACCACAAGCCAAUAUUACGUGGAUCUAUGCAGGCGACACAUAA